UGUCCAUCUAUCUCUCUAUCGCUCUCUCACACAAAUAAAACAAACACAGAGGAGAAAACCAUAAGUAACACAUUUUACAGUAUAUUCUCCACAAGUAUAUCAUAACAGGCCUCUGAAUAUGGAACACUACAACAUUACUGGAAUUGGUACCGAGGGUUUGCGUGAAAAGCAAGAAGAUUUCAUGGCAACAGAAUUUGUUGAAAUGGAAGCAGGAAGACCUCUUAUGGGAAGAGUGAAAAAUCCCUACUCCAGCUCCCUCUCUUCUCGCCAAAUGGAGUCCCUUAAAGCCUUAUGCGACACCUAUUUGCCCUCAAUAGAUGGUUUCCACACAAAACAUGAUGAAUCCACGGCUAGAUUCUACCAAACUUCAGCCUCCGUGGCCGGAACUCCACAACGUCUUGGAGGAUUGAUAAGUGAAAGACUGCAACAUCCAAAGCUUUUUAUGGCAAGACUAGCACUGUGGUUUCUAUCAACAAGUAUAGGAACCUUUGCGUUGUGUGGGAUUGCAAGUUUGUCAGGCAAUUUUCCCUACUUGCAGAAGUUUUCUCAGGUUGCACCAGAAAAAAGAGAACAAAUAGUGCUUUCGUGGUCCCGUAGCAUCAUAUUUCCCUUAAGACUUCUCUUCACAGCCUUGAAAGUUCUCAUUCUACUAGUAUUCUUCAGCCAGGUGGAUGACAAGGAGGAAAAUCUGUCUUGGAAAGCAAUUGGAUAUUGUGGACCUGAUCCAGACUUCAAAAGACAAACUCAACGUAUUAAAACAUUAAAACAAAUGUUUGAGUCAGCAGAAGACCAAAAACAAGACGAAGCAAGUGCAGAAGAGUUGUUUGGACCUCUAUACAAAGGGAUUGUUAAUCUUGACAGACCUAAACAAUUUGUCUUUGAGAAAUUGCAAAAUGCAGGGUUUUCUGUUUCCGCAUCAUCUCAUUUGAAGAAUGCAAAGUCAAAGUACAAUAGGCCAUCUUUCAGGAUCAAAUGUGAUGCUGUUGUAGUUGGUUCUGGCUCUGGUGGAGGAGUUGUGGCUGGUAUACUUGCAAAAGCAGGCUACAAGACUCUUGUCUUAGAAAAAGGUAAUUAUUUUGCAAGAACCAAUCUUUCGCUUCUUGAAGGAUCUACAAUGGAUCAAAUGUACCUUGGGAGUGGUUUCAUGGCAACCGAAAAAAUGGAUGUUAUAUUUCUUGCUGGAUCAACAGUAGGUGGAGGAUCUGCUGUGAAUUGGUCAUCGUCAAUUCGAACGCCUCCCCAUGUAAUCAAAGAAUGGAGUGAAAGCUAUGAACUGGAAUUAUUUGAUAGUAAAUUAUAUGAGGAGGCUUUGGAUGCUGUCUGUCAAAAAAUGGGAGUUCAAUCUGAAAUUGAAAAUGAAGGGUUCAACAACAUGGUUUUGAGGAAAGGGUGUGAGGAAUUAGGCUAUCCUGUGAAUACUAUACCAAGAAAUGCAACAGCUGAUCAUUAUUGUGGCUGGUGCUGCUUUGGUUGUAAAGAUGGAAGAAAGAAAGGUACUUUAGAGACAUGGCUGGUGGACCUACUCAAUUCAGGCAAUGGGCUGAUUCUUCCAGAGUGCAAAGCCAUAAGAGUCCUUCAUAAAAGGAAAAACAAGAAAAAAGGAAGACAUGCUGUUGGGGUUGCCUUCAAAUUUCAGAAUCAAGGAGUGGAAGAAAUCGGCAUUGUGGAGUCAAAAGUUACCAUUGUUGCCUGUGGUGCUCUUUCUACUCCUGAAUUACUGAUAAAAAGUGGCUUAAAAAAUCCUAACAUUGGCAAGCACUUGCACAUUCACCCAGUAGCUAUGGCAUGGGGCUAUUUUCCUGAUACAACGCCUGAUCCAUGGCCUGAAGCAGAGAAGAAAAGCUAUGAAGGGGGCAUAAUGACUGCAAUGUCAACAGUUGUGGCCAAUUUCGAAGGAUCAGGCUAUGGUGCUGUGAUUCAAACACCAGCGCUUCACCCUGGAAUGUUUUCAGCCCUAAUGCCCUGGACUUCAGGCCGAGAUUUCAAAGACCGAAUGUGCAAGUUUUCCAGGACUGCACAUGUCUUUGCAUUGGCAAGAGAUAAAGGAUCAGGGAAACUACUCUAUCCAAAUUCCAUAACUUACAAUAUGGACAAGAUUGAUGAAGAGAAUAUCAAAAGAGGACUAGAGAAAGUCCUGAGGAUACUUGCAUCUGCUGGAGCUGAAGAAAUCGGAACUCAUCAUGUCAAAGGAAGGAGCAUUAAUGUGAAGAAAGUAAGUUACACAGAGUUUGACAAGUUUGUGAAGGAAGAAAGCUCCAGAUCACUGAAGGACCUUGCAACACCAAUAUGUUCAGCUCAUCAGAUGGGCAGUUGUCGAAUGGGGGUGGAUCCAAAGAUAUCGGUGGCAAAUCCCAUUGGUGAAACAUGGGAGAUUGAAGGACUAUACCUUGCUGAUUCAAGUGUUUUUCCAACUGCAUUAGGUGUGAAUCCAAUGGUCACGGUACAAGCCAUUGCUUACUGCACUGCUCAGUCUGUUCUUGAAUCUUUAAGGAGGAAAAGAGGUAAAUAGCAAGAAAAAUAUUCUGUUUUCGGAUUGAGGUUUCUUUUCAAACUCUGUCAUCUCUGGAUUAAAGGCAAGAAAAGUGAAUGGUCUGUGCCAGUUGAAUUCUCAAA
This is a messenger RNA of Coffea arabica (coffee), 2613 nucleotides long. RefSeq names its product long-chain-alcohol oxidase FAO4A-like. NCBI's taxonomy places the organism in Eukaryota, Viridiplantae, Streptophyta, Magnoliopsida, Gentianales, Rubiaceae. The record is from RefSeq and is a predicted model, not a curated record. Gene Ontology annotation, molecular function: long-chain-alcohol oxidase activity; flavin adenine dinucleotide binding.